AAAUCGUGAUGCAGGUUCUAGCCUAGUCAUAUUACCACAUCUUAAAUCUGAUACAGGUUCAAUAUGAUGUCGACUGUCUCCGCGGAAGUCUUGCUGAAAAAGAGCGAAUUGUAUGACCCAUUUUCUGUGCUUGUUGCUCGACUUCCUGCCCAUCAUGGCGACAACUUACUUGUGAUUAGGCGUGAACGUAGGCCUGCAGCAUUUGAUCCUGCUCAAACUAGAUUCGAGAACAACGCUCUUCUAUGGAAAACCUGCUUCCAUGUCAGCUUAGCUUGA
Messenger RNA from Cylicocyclus nassatus, 276 nucleotides. The record is from the annotation of a GenBank genome assembly. NCBI's taxonomy places the organism in Eukaryota, Metazoa, Nematoda, Chromadorea, Rhabditida, Strongylidae.